Exophiala oligosperma is the source of this 2372-nucleotide messenger RNA. RefSeq names its product ATP-dependent Clp protease, ATP-binding subunit ClpX. Gene Ontology annotation, biological process: protein catabolic process; proteolysis. Gene Ontology annotation, cellular component: mitochondrial matrix. The transcript has a single exon. The record is from RefSeq and is a predicted model, not a curated record. Gene Ontology annotation, molecular function: ATP hydrolysis activity; ATP binding. Bases 270 to 2126 code for a protein of 618 amino acids. NCBI's taxonomy places the organism in Eukaryota, Fungi, Ascomycota, Eurotiomycetes, Chaetothyriales, Herpotrichiellaceae.
CUGAAUGCCCGUAUACUCCAGAUCGCGGUACUGAGAUGUCCUGAAUGAGCCAGUGCACGUGACCGUCUGGAAUGGCAUGACACACUUGCAUGCGGAGAGACGGCGAUCUAUCGCGCUAUCUCCUUCGUAACCCUGGUGAGCCUAUGACUAUCAAGACGGCCAGGCGUGGAGCUCCGCAUGCGUCGACUCAUCCUGAGAUUCAUCUUCUCAACAUUUGGCCACACAACGUAUGAGGAACAUCAUCAUCUGUCAAGAAGCACAUCGCUGCUAUGCAGGCUUUCGGUGCGCUGCCAGUCUUCCUUUGCCCUGCCGUUGACGGCACUAUGGCUGCGUCUUCUGCCGCCAUCCCCCAUCGACUGCGAACUUCCUAUAUUGCCUUGAGCAGACGGUCCCUCUCCAGCAGCCGCACCCGUCCAUCUUCGUCACAAUUCCGCCGUUCUGAUUUCGCAAAUCAACCCUUCACCGGAUCAUAUGAGCCUGGACAGCCUACCAGUGGCCCGCUGGGCGGGGCGGCAUCUUACACUACGCCGAGACUUACACCCAAGAUGCUAAAGCAGCACCUGGAUCAAUUUGUCGUUGGCCAAGAAAGGAGUAAGAAAGUGCUUAGUGUGGCGGUCUUCAAUCACUAUCAGAGGAUACAAGAGUUGCAACGCAGGGAGGAGGAGGAGGAAGAGUUAAUGGCACAAAGAGAGCGAAGGGAGCGCCACCCAGUCGAGGAUGAAUUUCCUGGUCAACAAGCUACCAUCCGACUAGGUAGUAGCCGUGUCUCCUCAUUCGACGCACGACCGAGUGGAAUGCCCUUGGUAGAUACAAGCCCUCUUACCCUGGAAAAAUCAAAUAUAUUGUUACUGGGCCCCAGUGGCGUUGGGAAGACACUCAUGGCGAAAACGUUGGCGAGAGUCUUAUCAGUGCCAUUUUCCAUGUCAGAUUGCACUCCUUUUACACAAGCAGGCUAUAUAGGUGAAGACGCCGAAGUCUGUGUCCAUCGUCUAUUGGCUGCUGCCAAUUACGACGUUGAGAAAGCAGAACGGGGAAUAAUAUGUCUGGAUGAAGUCGAUAAGAUUGCCACGGCCAAAGUCAGUCACGGCAAAGACGUCUCCGGAGAGGGCGUACAACAAGCCUUGUUAAAGAUCAUUGAGGGGACAACCAUUCAGAUACAGGCCAAACCUGAACGAAACGCCCCUCGGGCAGGCGGUCAAUCACAGAGUUACCCGACGAAUAGUCCUUUGGGCGCAGGAUUCUCGACUGGAGGAGGUGGUGGUGCAGCUACACCUGCAAAGGGCGAGGUUUACAACGUCAGAACAGAUAAUAUUCUGUUCAUCUUCAGUGGUGCUUUUGUCGGUCUCCAAAAGCAUGUUCUGGACCGGCUAACGAAGGGAAGCAUUGGGUUUGGUGCCAGUGUGCGCUCGAGCUCCAACUUACGGUCCUAUGCUCGAGAUCAAAAGUCUACAGACAACGCUCCCGUGCCUAUUCUGCCGGGUUCGCAGGAAGAAGAGCUAUACCGAAAGCACCUACCAUUCUUCACCCCAGCACCAGCGCCUGAAGACCACACAGUGGAUGGCAUGUCGGCUGAGUUGAACUAUUUCAAUGCUCUGGAUUUGGUCACUCCUGCCGAUCUCCAAUCUUAUGGAUUCAUUCCUGAACUAAUUGGGCGGAUACCUACGACAACUGCGUUGUCCGCUCUAACACAUUCCAUGCUCUUGCGGAUCUUAACAGAGCCACGGAAUAGUCUGGUGGCUCAAUAUGUUACGCUCUUUUCACUGUCCGGCAUUGAGCUUCGACUUACCACCCCUGCAUUGCACGUUGUCGCUUCAAAUGCACUCACUAUGGGUACCGGAGCACGAGCCUUACGAACCGAGAUGGAGACUAUUCUUGGAGACGCUAUGUUCGAAGCACCAGGGAGCAGUGUGAAGUAUGUAUUGGUUACCGAGCGAGUAGCCAAACGAGAGGAAGGUGCAGUCUAUUUUGGCAGAGGGCAGGGCGGAAAGUUUCAUGCCAUGAUUGCUCAGGAAGAAGGUGAUUGGGAAGACCAACAGAAGCGCAACAACCCCAAGAAGAGUGAGAGCAUAACUGCUAGCUUUGAAGAUUGGAGGACAAAGACCACGGUGGCGGCUGGGAGUGGCUGAAUGUUGCUGUUUGUCAGUCAACCGCUUUUGAUGACAGAAUUCGAUCAAUGGUGAUGAUAAUGAUGCAUUCUUACUUGCUGAUUCUCUCUCUUGACCGCUUGCUACGACUCUUGUUCCGAAGCUAAGAAUGACAAUGCAAUCACUGUAUCUUUAUCACCAACACACGAGGGAGGCAGAUAGCUUUUUGAGACAUCGAGCAUCUCAAAUUGGUCUUGUUAGAGCUUUCAUGGGCUCACUCGAAUACAG